UUCGUCUAUCAUCUCAAUAAACCAAAAUAAAAUAAAAAUAAAAAUGAAGAUGAAGGUGACUCUCCUCUCUGCUCUGAUCCUCUCUCUCUUUCUUUUUCUGUCUCUACCCUCCCCUGCUCUGUCCGAACCAGAACGCUGCAACUCAAAAGACAAAAAAGUCCUCCUGGAAAUCAAAGCAGCCCUAAACAACCCCUACCUCUUGGCCUCAUGGAACCCAGCCACCGAUUGCUGUGAUUGGUACGCUGUGGAUUGUGACGAAAUCAGCAGUCGCAUCAUUUCCCUCACCAUCUUCGGUGGCAACCUCUCCGGCCAAAUCCCUCCCGCCGUCGGAGACCUCCCAUACCUCCAAACCUUAGUUUUCCGCAAACUCUCCAACCUCACCGGCCAAAUCCCUUCUGCCAUUACCAAACUCAAACACCUCAAAAUGAUAACAUUGAGCUGGACCAACCUCUCUGGUCCUGUCCCUUCAUUCUUUACUGAGCUUAAAAACCUUACCUUCCUUGACCUGUCCUUCAACGACCUCACCGGUUCGAUCCCUCCCGAGCUAGCCCAACUCACCAACCUCGGUGCCAUUCGCUUAGACAGGAACAAGCUCACCGGAACCAUCCCCGAAUCCUUUGGAAAGUUCACCGGAUCAGUCCCAGACCUUUAUCUCUCUCACAACCAACUCACUGGACCAGUACCAAAGUCUUUGGGUAACUUGAACUUCACAGUCGUUGAUUUUUCACGCAACCAGCUUUCUGGUGAUUUGUCAUUCAUCUUCGGAUCCAACAAAACCAUACAGAUAGUUGACUUCUCAAGGAACAUGUUCGACUUCGAUCUCAGCAACGUGGUUUUUCCGGCGAGCUUGACAUCGUUGGAUCUGAACCAUAACAAGAUCUUUGGGAGUCUUCCGGCAGGCUUGACGGCGCUGGAUUUUCAGUACUUGAACGUCAGCUAUAAUGGGCUGUGUGGCCCGAUUCCGACGGGUGGGAAGUUGCAGAGCUUUGAUCUGACGUCCUAUUUUCACAACCGGUGCUUGUGUGGCGCUCCACUGCCGGCCUGCUAGUAUGUAUCUUCAGCAAGUCCAGUUUGGAAGUUUGAAGUUUGAAGUUUGAGUAAUAGUGUUUGUCUUGUUUCAAUAAUGAAUAGUGUGAAUUUACAUUCCGUUCAGGUCAAUUUGGACACAAAUUGUGGAUAAGGCUGUAUUGUUUUUGGGUGAAUAGACUCUUUAUUGUCUUUAUAAAUAAAGACAAAUUUCAGCAAUAAUCCUACAAUUUUUCUUCAUUUUUGAUUUGGUGGCCAUUAUUAAUAUAUUUGUCAUUUAGUUU
Camellia sinensis is the source of this 1310-nucleotide messenger RNA. Its product is annotated as polygalacturonase inhibitor. The record is from RefSeq and is a predicted model, not a curated record. Gene Ontology annotation, molecular function: protein binding. Lineage: Eukaryota; Viridiplantae; Streptophyta; Magnoliopsida; Ericales; Theaceae.